This is a messenger RNA of Henningerozyma blattae CBS 6284, 1038 nucleotides long. RefSeq lists its product as uncharacterized. The coding region runs from base 1 to 1038 and encodes 345 amino acids. The transcript has a single exon. NCBI's taxonomy places the organism in Eukaryota, Fungi, Ascomycota, Saccharomycetes, Saccharomycetales, Saccharomycetaceae. The record is from RefSeq and is a predicted model, not a curated record. Gene Ontology annotation, biological process: DNA integration. Gene Ontology annotation, molecular function: nucleic acid binding.
AUGGAUCGAGGGUCUGAAUUUACAAACAAUGAAUUACGUGGGAUAUUCCGUAAAAGUGGUAUUCAGCCCAUCUAUAUUACUACGACUGCUGACUCAUCCUCAAACGGUAUUACUGAAAGGACCAAUCUAACAUUGCUCAACGAUUGUCGUACAUUACUUGCAGCGACAGGUUUGCCAAAUCAAUUAUGGUUUCAUGCUGUAUCAUUUGCAACCCUUAUGCGAAAUGCUUUUCACACAUCUUCCAUCAAAUCUACUCCACGUGCGAAAGCAGGUCUAGUUGGACUAGCCGCUAGUUCACUACUACCGUUCGGUCAAGAUGUCAUCCUUCAUACUCCCAAUACUCAUUCGAAGCUUGAUGUCCGUGGACUCAAGGCCUUCGCAUUAACUCCUUCAAAUGAAUCUCACCGUUACUUAUUCUAUGUUCCUAGUAGUCACAAAGUUGUUGACAGCAGCAAUUUUUCACUUAUUAGGGGAGACAAAGCUACCGCUACAGAAUCAGCUCCAAAUGUCUUUGAUGAACUAUUAGCGCUGUAUGAUUCCACAAUUGCAACACCAACUUUAGUACCUGCCCCUGAUGUUCAGAUUCAUCGUAAAGAUGACGGUGUUCAACCAGUUGACAUUCUUCCUAUAAUUGAUGACAUUGCUAAAGAUGUUGAACUUCAACCUUAUCUGGAAACACUUGAUGAAUUAGCACAAUCUGCUCUUCGAAAAUCAACACAAGAAGAUUCUAACCUUGAUAAUGAAAUCGACAUGAUAAGUGAGAACGCUUUACAUUCCGAAAACCCUGCAGUUUCUGGUGAUGACUCAGCACCAUAUCUGAAUCUGCAUCUAGUUUGUCAUCUUUUAAUGAAAUUGUCGAUAUUACCGAGGAAACGGUCUUCUGUCUGGGCGAUGAUAAUUCUUGUAUUGUUGCCAAAGAUUCAACUUCCAGUUCUAAUCCAAGUUCCCCUUCUAGUUCUAAUACAAGCUCUACUUCCAAUUCUACUUCAAACUCAACUUCUAGUUCUACUCAAACUCCAAAUUCCAGUUCUAUUCUAA